UCUAUAUAUGCCACCUCAACUUCAUCCAUCAUAUUCUCUCUUCCUCCCUCCCUCCGUUCCUCACUCGUACACACACGUCAUCAUCUACCUAUCCAUCUCCGGUGAUCCUUGCCGCUGCAGCAGCUAGCCUAGCUAGUGAAGGUAGCUCUUACUGGUCGGUCAAACCUUCAAUGGUUAGGAUGGCAGGCAAGGGAGGAAGCAGCAAUGGCGGCGGCGGGGGGCGGGAGUCCAAGAAGCCGGCGCUCCUGCUGGGGCGGUACGAGGUGGGGAAGCUGCUGGGGCAGGGCAACUUCGCCAAGGUGUACCACGCGCGCAGCGUGCGCACUGGCGAGGAGGUGGCCAUCAAGGUGAUGGAGAAGGAGAAGAUCCUCAAGUCCGGCCUGAUGGCGCACAUCAAGCGCGAGAUCGCCGUGCUCCGGCGGGUGCGGCACCCGCACAUCGUGCAGCUGUACGAGGUGAUGGCCACGAAGCUGCGCAUCUACUUCGUGAUGGAGUACGUGCGCGGGGGCGAGCUGUUCGCGCGCGUGGCGCGGGGGCGGCUGAGGGAGGACGACGCGCGGCGCUACUUCCAGCAGCUGGUGUCGUCCGUGGCCUUCUGCCACGCGCGCGGGGUGUACCACCGGGACAUCAAGCCCGAGAACCUGCUCCUGGACGACGCCGGCGAACUCAAGGUCACCGACUUCGGGCUGUCCGCGGUGGCCGAACAGAUGCGGCACGACGGGCUGUUCCACACCUUCUGCGGCACCCCCGCGUACGUGGCGCCGGAGGUGCUCUCCCGCCGCGGCUACGACGCGGCCAAGGCCGACCUCUGGUCCUGCGGCGUCGUGCUCUUCGUGCUCGCGGCCGGAUACCUCCCGUUCCGGGACCGCAACCUCGUGGCCAUGUACCGCAAGAUCCACAGGGGCGAGUUCCGCUGCCCCAGGUGGUUCUCGCCGGGGCUCACCCGCCUGCUGCGCCGCGUCCUCGACACCAGCCCGCCGCGCCGCGCCACCGCCGCCGAGAUCAUGGGCGACGAGUGGUUCAAGGUCGGCUUCCGCCGCUUCUCCUUCCGCGUCGAGGACGAUCGCUCCUUCACCCGCUUCGACCUGGACGACGACGCGUCCACCUCGCCGCCCGAGCCGGACACACCACGGGCGGACGCCGCCGCCGCUGGCCGCGAGAAGCCGAGAAGGGUCGCCGCCGGGCUGACGUCGUGCGCGUCGGCGCCGUCGCUGCUGCAGCUGGAAGCGCGCGGCGGGAGCAGCAGCAGCAGCAGCAGCAGCAGCAGCAGCCGGCGGCGGUCGAGCCUGAACGCGUUCGACAUCAUCUCCUUCUCGAGGGGGUUCGACCUGUCGGGCCUGUUCGAGGGCGGCGGCGCCCCGGAGCAGCCGCCGCACCCGGCGGCUGCGCGGUUCGUGUCGGCGGCCCCCGCGGAGCGGGUCCUGGCGGCGCUGGAGGCGGCCGCGUCGGCGGCCGGCAUGGCGGUGCGCGGGAGGGACGACAGCUCGGUCAGCAUUGAGGGGACGCGGGAGGGCGAGCACGGCGCGCUGGCCGUGGCCGCGGAGAUCUACGAGCUCACGCCGGAGCUGCUGGUCGUGGAGGUCCGGCGCACGUCCGGCGGCGCCGCCGACUACGAGGAGUUCUUCCGCGCGCGGCUGAGGCCCAGCCUGCGCGACCUCGUGUGCGACGAGGACGAGCCCACGCUGCUUCAGUCCGACGAGCGCUCUCGGAGCCUAUGAGAUCGUGGCCGGCGCGCGCGCGUUCCAUCCGUGCUCGUGUGCGUGCACGCGCAUGCAAGUGCAACGCAAGCUCGUCGUCGUCCAUUACCAUUACUACUGCCGCGUAUGUACUUGAGUAUUACGCCUAUAUACACACACAAAUACUGAAAUACAUGCAGAAGGGGAUUGCGAGAGUACGUACUGUACGCGAGAAGGGGUUUUAUACAUUGUAUUUUUCGGGCAGUAGUGUUGUGUAUGCCUGUAUGGUAUCCGGGAGCAUCCAUACAUGGCAGCACUGUUGCAUGCUUAUACGUGCCAGAAGGGUGAAAGGGUCAAAAGGAAUGUAAAUUUUGUGUGCGCUGGUAUCUAAUACUAAUAAUAGGUAUUAUGUAAUAGCUAA
Zea mays is the source of this 2097-nucleotide messenger RNA. Its product is annotated as putative CBL-interacting protein kinase 13. Gene Ontology annotation, biological process: protein phosphorylation; signal transduction. Bases 171 to 1718 code for a protein of 515 amino acids. Gene Ontology annotation, molecular function: ATP binding; protein serine/threonine kinase activity. The transcript has a single exon. The record is from RefSeq and is a predicted model, not a curated record. Lineage: Eukaryota; Viridiplantae; Streptophyta; Magnoliopsida; Poales; Poaceae.